GCUCGACAGGUACCCUCCAAUGCGAUGGAAGCAACAUCAUCUCGUGAGAGAAUUUGAUAGCCUUUUCGCUGCGAUGAGACCAGCUCUCUAUACCCCGGCGCCAUCAACAGCACUCCUGAAAUUCCUUAAGUCGCAAUCCGAGUCAGUUUGCUUUUUUACCGCCAAUACUGGACAAAGCCCUCAACUCUACCACACAGCACCGCGAGCUACUUUACGGCUCUGCACAUCAAGUUUUUCGAGAGCACCUAGAAGAUGUCUUUCAACAACUGCUUCGCGAUGCGCCCCUGUCAAAUCUGGGCCUGCUAAUCUUGAUUUCCUGCGGCCGAAGCCAAAUACAUCCGCCCUACAACACCGGGCGCAAAGCCGACCUACGACAUGUAUUAGACAGGCAUACACAAAAGGAGCAAUCCAAGGACGCCGGAAUGCUUCAACAGGCUUCAGAAAGUGGGCGCAAAAGAUAUGGGGCACGAAUCGCUCGAAAGGCGGACGAGGACUACGACCAGACGAUCUCCCAAAAGGACGAAGUGAAGGCUCGGAGACGGCAGUAUUUAGUUUAGGACGUGCUGUUUCGGCGAAAGCUGCAGCACAACCCAAGCUGAGAUGUACAGAGUUGGAUGAGAAUGGGAAUGUGACAUUGGCGAGUGGCGAGUUCAAGAAGAGCGAAUUGAUUGCUAAAGUACGGAACAUUCUAUCUUAUUUGAUGCCGAGGACAAUGCUGAUUUGUUUGUUAAUUAGUAUGGCCUGCUUCCUCGUGAUCUCAGAAAAAUUGAUUCGAGUCUCCUGCCGCAUAUCCUCGUUCGCCCGUCUGCAAUCCUAAUCAAUCUUCUCCAUCUGCGAGUUCUGAUAAAACAUAAUCGCGUUUUGGUAUUUGAUGCGUAUGGGACUACGGAUUCAUAUAAUCAAUCAGCGUUCAUAUACGAUCUCGAGGAUAAACUACGGGCGAAACAGGGUUCACUGUUAGCGGGAGGAUUGCCAUACGAGUUCCGGGCUCUGGAAGCGAUUCUCAUUUCUGUCAUUACGAGUUUAGAAACGGAAUUUGAAGGUGUCAGAGAACCUGUUGUAAGAGUAUUGAGAGAGCUCGAGGAAGAUAUUGAUAGGGAUAAGUUAAGGGGCUUGCUUAUUUAUUCCAAGAAGCUGGGUACCUUCGAGCAGAAAGCGAAACUUGUACGGGAUGCUAUCGAUGAACUGCUGGAAGCAGAUGAUGAUUUGGCAUCCAUGUACUUGACUGAGAAAGCUCAUGAUAUUGCACGAGGAGAGGAUGACCACACUGAAGUUGAGAUGUUGCUCGAGUCCUACCACAAACUCUGUGAUGAAAUCGUCCAAGAGUCCGGGAAUUUGGUUUCCAACAUCCGUAACACGGAGGAGAUGUAAGUUUUCUCACCUUUCCAUUUAAAUCAACCAAGUUAUUAACAUUAGACUCAGCGUAAAAGCAAUCCUCGAUGCAAACCGCAAUUCCCUCAUGCUCCUGGACCUCAAAUUCUCCGUCGGCACCCUAGGACUGACCUCCGGCACCCUCAUCGCCGCUUUCUACGGCAUGAAUCUCAAAAACUUCAUCGAGGAGUCUGAAUUUGGAUUCUGGGGCAUCACAGGUUCCUGUAUGGUCUUCAGCACCAUCGUUUGCGCCAUUGGACUGGUCAAACUGCGAAAAGUUCAACGUGUAAGUAUGUGGGGCGAGGGAGGCAGGCGAGGCCGCAAUUGGCGGGUUGAAGAGCCGCUGCUGGAUUUGGGCAGGAAGGAGAGAGCGGAGAGACAUUUGAGGUUGAAGGUGGAGAGAAGUAGGGCGCUAGAGGAGAGACGACAGAGUGGGCUGGCUGGGAGGCAGGAGGCUGCUAUUGCGGCUUCUACGGCUGUGGGAAAGAGGGUUUAG
Molecule: messenger RNA, 1867 nt
Organism: Hymenoscyphus albidus
Lineage: Eukaryota; Fungi; Ascomycota; Leotiomycetes; Helotiales; Helotiaceae
Source: the annotation of a GenBank genome assembly